Molecule: messenger RNA, 1867 nt
Organism: Fundulus heteroclitus (mummichog)
Lineage: Eukaryota; Metazoa; Chordata; Actinopteri; Cyprinodontiformes; Fundulidae
Gene: cfap45
Product: cilia and flagella associated protein 45
Exons: 12
Coding region: 135-1724 (529 amino acids)
Source: RefSeq, a predicted model, not a curated record
UUUUUUAUUGCCAUAGCAACCGACAACAAACAUAUUGAAACGUCCGUAGGGAAAGUGUUUGGAUAUCCAGAAGAUUGUCUUCCUAUCUCAUGUGGAGGCUUGUUAAGAACCAGAGAGCAUAAGCCCUCAGCGUUAUGAAACUCUCGUCCAGCUCCAAGUCUGCUGGCUCGAGAUCUAACCCCGCCAGGUACCGCAUGUUGGCUCCCACAUCCCAGGUGGAGGAGACCCUGUUUGACGUCCCCAGACCGCUGAACAUGCAGAGCAACAACCAAACAAACCAAGAACAAGAGACCCUCCAGAUCAUCACCAAAGACCUAAUCCGGACUAUCAGGAUUCCUCGGCGAGAGGUUUCCAGACCGUCCAUUGUUCUUCCACCGUCCGAGGUCAAAAGGAUCAUCUCAGAAUGCCAGACUGGCGUCAAGGAACAGAGAGAGGCCUUAAAGCGAGCUCACAGGAUAGAGAAAGAGGAAAAAACAAAAGCUGCUGAAGUGAGAAAGCUUCAACUCCAGGAUGUAGACCUGUCGGGUAAACAAAACCCGGUGCUGACCGACCUGCAGCUGGAGGCCCAGAGGCGCGCCGAGCUCGUCGUGGAUCGAGCCAACGCCUUAAGGAUGGAGCAGGAGGAGGAAGUCAAAAGGCUCAACCAGCUGAUCCUGGGCGCUCAGUGUCAAGCCACGUGGGACGAUCAGAUCCAGGAAAAGAAAGAGAUCCGGGCGCUGCUGGAGGAGGAGGAGAAGCGCCUGGACGACAUGAUGGAGGUGGAGCGUCGCCGCGCUUUGGAGAAUUCAGAGAAGAAAGAUGAGCGGCACAAACAACAGAUGAUCAAAGGAAAGGACCAAAUGAUCGAACAGAUCCAAAAGCGCAUGGAGAAAAAACAGCUUCUGGAGAUGGCUAAAGAGAUCGAGAAGGAACAGAUCCACAAGAACCGGGAGAAGAUGGACCUGGAGGACCUCAAGGCGAGGGAGAAGAAGAGGAAGGAGCAGCAGCUCCUGCAGGAGGAGAUCAUGCGCAUCAACGCUGAGGUCAUGCAGGCCAAGGAGAAGCGGCUGGAACAGGAGAAGCUGGACGACACGAGGGCCAUGGAGUACCUGCAGAAGAAGCUGGAGCGGGAGGCGGAGUACGAAGCAGAGCAGAAACGGAUCAAGAAGGAGAAAGAGCUGGAGAUCGCUCAGCUGAGGGCCCAGCAAGAAAGGGCCAAAGACUUGAUGGCUGAGCAGGACGAGGUCCGUGCCCGGAGGAACCAGGAGUUAGCCGACAGACAGUGGAGGAUGAAGCAGAGAGAGCUGGCCGCAGAGAAAGCCCGCGUGGAGGCCACCCUGAAGGCGGCCCGCCUGGAGCAGAUUAAGAACAAGGAGCACUGCCUGUGCUUGGAGGCCAACCGGGAGAAGCGGGUGCUCGAGAGGGUGCUGAAGACCCAGCAGGAAGCCAUGGCCAAGCAGAAGGAGCUGAAGGAGAAGCAGCUCCAGAAGGCGCUGCGCCACGCGGAGAGCCUCCGCCAGCAGAUGAAGGAGCAGGAGCUCUCGGCCAUCGCCCAGCGCAGAGAGAGGUUCCAGGAGGUCAAUCGGCUGAUGGAGGAAGACCGGCAGAGACGGCUGCGGCUCAUCGAAGUCAAAGAGAAGAAACUGAAGGAGCUCAAGGCCACAGGGAUCUCUGAGAAGUACUGCAACGAGGUGGAACGCAAGGUGCGGAAGACGCUGGCACAGCCAAAUCCUGUGAAGGUCUGAGGAUCAGCCGGAGUCACUCCAGAGCAAAUCAACACGAUCAAACAGAGAUCGUUUACGAGCCGUGCCUAUUUGAUGGAUGUCAAACAUGCAUUAUUCGUGUUUCAAGCAUGGAAAGCUGCAUCUCAAUAAAUCUAAAUCUCAUG